AUGGGGGAAGUGGUGGCAUCCGUGGGGAUGCAGCCCUCGUCCUGGUCAUUUGUGCCAGGGGGUCUCUGCUCCACCGUGGUCCGUCUGCCCGCUGGGGCUGAGCUGCCUCUUCUUUUCCAGGAGUGAUCGCCCUGCGCAGCCCACCGCUAUGAUGCUGAGAACCCGCGGACGCCCCUCCGGAACCUUCCCGACCUCUGCUCUGACUACUGCUCUGCAUUCCACUCUAACUGCCGCUCCGCAGUCUCCCUGCUGCUCACCAAGGACCGCCGCCUCCAGGAAUCCCAUGAAAAGGAUGGCGCGCGCUUCUAAUGGCUCCUCAACCUUCCCGACAAGGCCCACUGCUUCCCUAACGUCUUGAGGAGUGGCCAUCUCAACCGCAACCUGGGGGUGGUGGGCGAGAACCCUCGGGGCUCUGUGGCCCCCGGGCUGAGGAACCCGGUCUCCAUGGUCCACGCUGGGGACGGCACCCGUCACCUCUUCGUGGCCGAGCAGGUGGGGGUCUAUCUGCCUGAUGGGAGUCGCCUGGAGCAACCCUUCCUGGACCUCAAGAGCAUCGUGCUGAUCACUCCCUGGAUGGGGGAUGAGAGAGGCUUCCUGGGGUUGGCUUUUCAUCCCCAAUUCCACCGCAACCACAAGUUCUAUAUUUAUUAUUCAUGCCUGGGCAAGAAGAGGGUCGAAAAGAUUCGGAUUACUGAGAUGAAGCUUUCUCGGGCAGAUCCCAGCAAAGCUGAUCCCAAAUCGGAGAGUCGACUUAUGGCUUUGCAGGAAGAUAGAAAAACCAAGAAAUGGGAGAAACAGGACAUUUGCCUGGGCAACACUGAGUCUUGUGCCUUCCCAGGGUUGAUCAGCACAUACAGCAAAUUUAUCAUCUCCUUUGCUGAAGAUGAAGCAGGGGAGCUCUACUUCCUGGCCACCUCCUACCCAAGCGUCUACACACCGCAUGGAUCCAUUUACAAAUUUGUUGACCCAUCGAGGUGGGACUUGGCACCUCCAGGCAAGCGCAAGUACAAGCCAGUGCCGGUGAAAACCAAGAGUAAGCGGGUCCAGUUCAGGCCACUUGCUAAAAUGGUCUUGGACUUGCUAAAGAAGAAGUCCGAGGAAGCUGCUAGAAAACUGUCCAAUGCAAAUUUAGCUUCCAGUCCAGACCGGACCUCAUCUCAGAAAGGCUCAUCCAAGAAGCCGGCUUCUCCCACAAGCAGCAGGAAGACGUUUCCAAGGUCUGGUGCAAAGCAGAGAGCCAGAGCGUGGUCCCCAGGCCCCCAGGGGAAGAGGAGGAAGAGCCCGAGACGCCCCCGAGGCAGAGGCAGCCAGUCGGCAAAGUGGAGGCGAGCUGGCAGAAGUGUCCCUCUGCCUCUUCGGUCACGGUGA
Messenger RNA from Lagenorhynchus albirostris (white-beaked dolphin), 1368 nucleotides. It is a transcript of the gene HHIPL2, whose product is annotated as HHIP like 2. The record is from RefSeq and is a predicted model, not a curated record. Lineage: Eukaryota; Metazoa; Chordata; Mammalia; Artiodactyla; Delphinidae.